Molecule: messenger RNA, 399 nt
Organism: Talaromyces amestolkiae
Lineage: Eukaryota; Fungi; Ascomycota; Eurotiomycetes; Eurotiales; Trichocomaceae
Exons: 3
Coding region: 1-399 (132 amino acids)
Source: RefSeq, a predicted model, not a curated record
AUGGACUCCCUCCAAACCCAAACACAACCUCUCACCUCCCGCUCCACAAACACACACCUCUCCCAACAAUCCACACUGCAGUCCGACGCCAAAAAACAAGUCGACAUCGACGUCAAACCCGCUCCAAACGCCGACCUCCUCUCGAUGGACCAUCACCGAAAGGUCCUUCAAGGCAAACUUCAGAACGGUGUCGCUGAUGACCAAUCUAACAAUGCGUCCUAUGUUUCGCCAUCAGACGAUAUCAUGAGUCCUUGUACCAAGAAAUUGAGUGAUUUAAAGGGCAAGCGCUUCAAGAAUGCCGGCAAACCAACCUCCCUCUUCGCAAAGCUCGGCAAGAAGAAUUACGAGCAAUCAUCCUCGUCUUCUUCGUCUGCUAGUCCAGCUACGGAAGCUGAAUAA